CAACAAAUGCUUAUAGGAACUCAAAUUCUGUGGUUUUGCUGGUUUUGCUCCUAUAAAAGAACUAUAAAGUCGAUUUGUCGACGAUCCUGUUUGGUUUUAGCGCAAAAAGAAACUGUACUGUUUCUUUCUCGCUAUGGAAGCGUUUCAAAGCUGUCUCACUGAUGAAAUCAAUCUACCAGAUCCUUAAUAUGAACGUGCAACAAAUGCCAUGGAAAAUUUGUCGAUUAUCGACUUGCCGGAAGAUGCUUUGCUGGCUAUAUUUGCACAAUGUGAUUAUAAAACAUUGCUCAUUAUCGCACAGGUUUGCAAAACUUUCAAUAGACUGUCCAGUCAGGAUGUUUUAUGGAGACGAAUUUCAGAGAGAUGUCUCAAUAUGCGAUCGAAACAUAAGAGGCAAGCGUUCACUCAUUUUAUAUUUGUGUGACGUCAUAACAUAUGUAAAUAAUUAAAAAUCUUCACAAAUAUUAUAUAACAUUUUGAGACCCACCUACAGGAUACAACUAGUCGUAUGCGAUUCUUAUCAUGGUGUAUGUAAUCGAGUGAAUGUGUGUAAAGAUUUCAAAUUUCACCAUAAACUGAUGAACACGUAAUAGUGGUGUCAGCAGUAAUUUUCAUAUGCCAGAAUGACAAUCAUACAAGACUAGUCGUAACAUGUAAAUAGGCCUUUGUUUACAAAUUGGCUUGUGAAUUCCGAUAUGAACUUGCGGACGUUGCAACAAAAAAAAUUUGUGGUCAAAGUGUUAUAAAAUCGACUGUAAUUGAUAUUUAUCUGAACCGACCCGACUGCGUAGCUCAGUUGGCAGAGCAUUGGGCUAGUAUUCCAAAGGUUGUAGGUUCGAUUCCCACCAUGGCCAGGCAUAUUUUUCAAGCUUACCCGGUGUGGAUAUACACUCAGAGUAACAUCACAAGCAUCAUAUUCACCUGAGUACAUUACACCAACACAGAAAAAAUCAUGAUUACUAGAUUACAUUGAUAUCGAAGGAACUAGACUCGAUUCCAAAAUAUCACAUACUCGAACCGACCUGACUGCAUAGCUCAGUUGGCAGAGCAUUGGGCUAUUAUUCCAAAGGUAGUAGGUUCGAUUCCCACCGUGGCCAGGCAUAUUUCUCAAGCUUGCCCAGUGUGAUAUGCACUCAGGGUAACAUCACAAGCAUGAUAUUUGUCUGUUGAUCCUGGACAAUAAAUUCUGUAUGAACCUGUCCUGCAAUCUAACCCCUACUCUAACCGGUUCUUAUCUUUUGUUCUGGCCGGGUAGAAGAACCCUUACAGAUACACUUGGAAUUUCACUCCCAGUUUUGAUACGGACAAUCGCGCAUACAACGCAAGCGCCUUAACCACAUUGACUACCGAGGAAUUCCUUGAAACCACCUGAAAUCUAUUUGGUAUCAAUAUAGCAUUUUAAAGAACGAGGAAAACACAUUUGUCAGAUCUAUAGCCAUUAUAUAAGUUAAAGUUCUGGUGUCGGAAAAAUAACCACAGCGUUCGAUAUAUCAUCAGUUUAUGCUAGAGACAAAUCUUCUUUCAAGAUACGUCAUCCAUCUGACAGACCAUAUACAUAAACAUGAGAUGAAGUGUUUACUUGAACUAUGCUGUCAAUGAUUGUAGGAAAAAAUCCUGACCUAUAUUUUCCUGAUAGCCUGUGUAAUGUCAUAUAUAAAAACAGAUGAAACAUCUUUUCUUUGCCCAAGUCUGUCCAUAUAUGAAUCACCUGUUUCUAUAACAUAAUUCUUACCAAUUGUGUCAAUAAUGUAAUGAAUUCUAAAUAAAGUCUGCAACAACUAAACAAUACAAACAUUUCUGUUCAGCAAGUACAGCUUUAAAGAUUGCUGUGAGAUAUCAUUUAAAUGGGUGCAUGGGAAAUACUGUGAGAUGACUAUGGUCAAAUUUCAUAACAAGUAAGCUGAAUCACUUUACUGAUUAAUUAACAAUAAUGAUUAAAAAUGUUACUUUUUACUCUAGCCAAGUAAUGUAUUACUGGCCUUUCUUUGGUCUAAGGGGCCCACAGCUUAAACUGAGAGGGAGGGCUGGCACAUGGCUAGUAUCAACUGCAACUUAUAGACACUUUCUAACAUCCUUGCUCAGGGUUCCCAACUGACCUAGAUUCCCUGGCUUUUGCUGGGCACAGCCCGAAGAAGUUACACCACUGAUCUGAAGAGAUUUUUGGUUAUCUUGAAAUUAACGGUCUACUAGACAAAAUGACCCUAUCAGUUUUGUAUCAUUUUAAUCCAUCUAUAUUGCACCUAGGCUUCUUCCAUGGCUAGAGCUCAAUUCAAAUAGUUUAUAUUUAUCAAACGAGAACUGCAUCCAAAUAUAUAAUCAUACCCGGGGACAAAAAAGAUUGGCAAAACCUGUUGCAUCCAUCACUUGUGGUGAGCACGAUGUUACAAGGUUUGUUGUGAAAGAUGACUUGCUUGUCAGUGGUUCAAAAAAUCAAGUCUCGGCAUGGAACAUCAAGGAUAAAUCAUAUUGUAAAAUAAAUACAUUUGUGGGGCAUACAAAGUCAGUGUAUUGUGUUGAAACACUUGGUGAAGUUGUCCUGUCUGGAUCAAGGGAUCGAUCUAUUAAGGUAAAGGAUUAUUAAAGCACUUUUUGACUUUCAACAAGUUAAAGUUAUUUUCUUUUCAAUGGAAGAAAUAAAGUGAUUAAAGUUUGAUCACAUAAAUUGAUAAAAGAAUGUUAAGAUUUCAUUACAAAACACUAUAAAAUAAAUAAAAAUUGGCAAACAGCUUAGCUAAUUAAAAUUAUCAUUGUGUAGAUUUGGUCAUUAAAUUUGGGAAAAUGUCUAACGACCACAAACGUUGGUGAUCCAGUAAGGUCCUUGGCAGCAAGUUCAUUUGACGGGUAUGAUUCUCUUCAUCACAUUUUAAGAAAACGAUGCCCAAUUCACGAUAAAUUUUUAGGUUGAAAUUGUUAUGUUAAUUUUUGUGUUUCCUUAGGAAGUUCGUUGCAGGAAGUGCAGGAUACUUGCCAAGAAGUUCAGCUUUGAAACAUUACGAUUGUGAAACGUAAGAGAUUGUCACCUGGCUAUAAUCCUAUUUCCGACAGCCUGUAAUAGGAUUGGGUUAAUUAACCCAAAUCACAAUUAAUGUGGCUAUGUUAAUUGUAGCCCUGCGGUCAUUCUGUGAUUAUGGUGUGGUCAUUUGCAAUCGUUGCGACAGAGUUUAUAUGGUCACCAUCACUAUACGUUUUACGUUGCGUCAUCUAAUUCUCCAAGAACUUUGAACGCAGAUGUAAUUUUUAAGAGAAAGAAUGCUUUCAUACUUUGGGAUUUAUGAAAUAUACUGUACAGACUGAGGGACAUCUCUAAUACGGACAUCAAAGGGAAACAGCAAAGUGUCUGUAUUAGAAAAGUGUUCGUUUUAUUGAGGUUGUGUUUUACAGAAUAUACUGUAACUUACUGUAUGCUCUGUAUAAAUAUCAUUUUAGUGGUCAUCAGUUGAGUGAGUUGAUUUGUGAUAGCAGUGGAAGACGUGGUGCCGGUGUGUUAGACUUGAAGUUUGAAUCUCCAAAUAUUCUGUUGUCCUGUGGCUAUGAUACAGCUGUAAGGCUGUGGGACAUGCGUAUUGGUGGAAGGUAAGCUAACGGCUGCUUUCUCUGUGUUUUUACAUGUGCUGUACGUACUGUAUUUCAGCGCUCUAACCAACUGAACUACAGAGAGACAGUUGUCGAGCUCUAACCAUGACUACAGAGAGGCAGUUUUCGAGCUUUUUCGUUUGAGAACGAACAUUGGGCUACGACGAUUUUCCAUUCACAUCUGUCUUGCCAUUGCUUUGGCGUUAUUCUGCCUUCUUCAAAUUCAUAUCAACUGUUCUGCUGCAUGUUAUUCCUGGCCUCCCUCUCUUUCCUCCUGCAUGAAAGCCAUCGAGAUUGCUGUCCCUGACCGUAACGGCGGACGCGUCGCACUCACAAGUCACAUAUGUACAGACUACGAAUAGCAUAUAUUCGUGAUUCAUUCAAGUUCUUAAUUUUUCUUCGACAGUUGUUGCGUGAAGAAAUGGGACGAUCCUCACGACUCAGCGGUGUACUGCGUCGAGUCAGAUAAGAAAUGGAUGAUACUCAGCGGCACUUACAGAUACGGUGUGGUACGUGGUUACUUGUUUUACUAAACUCUUCAUGUCAUUGCCAGACACGUUUCGGCAACAGGGGCUGGUUAACUAAUCCUACUAGAUUAACGAAAAAUUUCAAAAUAAAUUCCCAACAUCUUGUCUGCAAACAAAUGUUUUUCCCCCCGAAACCUUGUUUGGAUCAAUAUAGAACUUCUAUUAAAUAAAGUUUUGAGAUACAAAGAUAUAAAUACAAAAACAGCAAGCGGUAAAUUUUAACCCAGGGUUAGCGCUAAACAAGCCAAUAUAUUCUAAAAGUCCUAAAAGACCUUACAUUGAUUCCUCUAAUCCUACAUUGUGUAGGUGAGAUUGUGGGACAAACGGAUGGAUAGAUGUGUCAAGGUAAAUAGAGUAAUAGACGUGUUAUAAGGUUUGGUGAAAUAGGACAACUGUUUUGCGCUGCUUUGCUUUUUUACGUCUUUUUUGCUUUCUUUUCAUUGAUUUGAGAAAUGAACUAGAAGUUUAUGUAAAUCAGAUAUACAAGCUCCAGAUAUAUCAGAUAUACAAACUCCUUCAUGGCAUAUAAAUAAUAGAUGUCUAUUAUUAUAGAUAUCUAUUCUUUCCAUGCUUCAUGGACAUAAUUUGCUUUAUGUUCGCUUCAUAGAUUAAUAUAACUGUUAUGUACAAAUACAAUAAUGUACAGUACCUUUCUAAUGUAUCUUUUUCUCCUUUAGUACUAUCAUGGCAGUCGACAUACAACGAGUUCAGUGUACUCGCUCAAGUUUAACCAUACAAAACUUUUUGUGGCCUUGGACAAGAGACUCAAUAUCCUGAACUUUGAUUUAAAAUAGUCAGCUGUGCGCCAGUUGUGUUGUAGGGAAUUGUAGAGUAUAGUUUGCAUCAUUAAUAUAGACAUUUCCUGAAUUUGUGUACAUGAGACAUGGGGGAUCUGCCCACUCUGCCAUAAAACCCGCUGCAUCACAGGUAUUAAGGUUACACACAAAUUAAUUAAUUUACUCUUCAACAAGACCAGGUUAACACAGGGCCUCGUCCAAGAAUUUUUCAGUGAAGGGGCCAUCAAGAAAAAUGGACCUACUGUAUAACUAGGAAGUUAUGAACUGAAAAAGUGGGAUUUUGUAUAGGGGGGAGCACCCCCAGAAAAUGUUUGUCGCUCAAGCAAAUUCGAGAAGUGUAUAUACAUGAUGAAUAGGGGAAAAAACUGCAAAGUAAGAAAUAUUAAUUGCAGAAUAAUGUAUCUGAAAUCUACAAACAGUUUAUUUAAAUGUACAUUAAAUACAGAUAUACAAUAUAUUUAACAAUUUUAUCAACCCAACUUAUAAAUAUAAACUUUAUGAUAUUUCUAUUUUAUAAAUAACUCCACUAUGAGAUACUAUACAGUUAUAAAUAGCUGAACCUGGUACUAUUGGACAUUCUAUGACACACUAUAGAGUAAAAUUAUAUGACAAAUAAUAAAACACCUCUAUAUUAAGAUAUUCAAAAAUAUAAAAUUAAGAUUGCGUCUAUAAUAUAGUCUCGCCUAAUUUGUUCUAUUCAUAAAAAACUCGAGGCUAUAGGGCUAAAACCAAAACGCUAUUUUAUUAAGAACAUAUCAUUUUUGUGAGAAACGUUAGCAACAUACCUCAAUUCUUUGUACCUACUUUAAAACGUGUGAAUUUCGUCCAUAUCAGUUUGGUUUCGUAAUUGCCAGUCAGUGGACUUCAGGGAUGCAUGGAUCAAAAGUUACUUCCCCGUUCAAUAUAGAUCUCGCUGAAUCCGCCUUCAGGUUGAGAGAGAACUGCAACGUUUCUUUGAUGCCAAACUGAAAUUACAUUUAAAGGUUUCUUUGGUAGACGGAAAUUUUCUAGUGUAGAUUAUAGACAUUUUUCGACGGAACUGCAGGGGUAGCUACUAAUAAUGCAACUCAAACACAGACAAGUUGUAACAAACCUGCAGCAGUCUUGUAUAGCAAUGCUGUUCCAACAAGUCAACAGGUUGUGUGAUACACCCUCUCGAUAAUUACGACAUUUGGCCUGGGAGCCUCGCUCUUAUGAAUCGUGAGCCAAUCACCUUGCGUAAUUUACUAAUGAGAGCGAGGCUCCAAGACCAAAAACUAUGUGUGACGUAAUUAUCGAAAGGGUGCAUGGGUGCAUGUAUUCGCACUGCUUGUUCCCAGCUCGUUGACAACUUGCUACAAAGAUGAUGAACUCGACAAACUUGUUACAAGUUGUUCCAACAACUUGUUAUCAUCCUGCAUUUCAAUAACUUGUCAGUUGUCAAGUUGUGAAUGACAACCUUGAAGCAACUUAAUAACAGUAUUGUUACGACUUCUUGACAAUCUUGCUACAAAUCUGUUGUGAACACAUCUAGUCGACAAGUUGUCAGAUUUUUAUGUUUCUAAUUGGGUAAAUAUCACGGAU
This is a messenger RNA of Paramuricea clavata, 6460 nucleotides long. Lineage: Eukaryota; Metazoa; Cnidaria; Anthozoa; Malacalcyonacea; Plexauridae. The record is from the annotation of a GenBank genome assembly.